UUAUUAAUUGGGUAUUUGCUCGGACGUCCACAAUAAACUACUGCUGCCAAUCUGUCACCAUGGCGGCUCAUAUUAAACACUAACCCCAACCCCUUCUCCUCUCUCACUCUCACCAUUUUUCUCUCCUCAACCCAUUGCCCACUCAUCUAUUCACUAUUUCUAUCAUAUUAUAGUUAUAUAAUUAAACAUAGCAAUAGCAAAUUAUAUAUACAUCAUCCACCAUCCAGAUUUAAUUUCACUCCAACCCAUCAUGCAUCACCGCAGAUUCAGCAAAUUAAUACAUGUGGCUGACCCAGAUGAGCCCGAGUCAGGGCCCGAGCCUGCCUCAGAAGCUGGGCCUGCUUCUCCUUCUUCCGGUGAAGACACUAAAACUGAAGCACCGUCACCCAAGAAAAGGAGGGAGAUGAAGAAGAGGGUGGUGACGAUACCGAUCGGUGACGUGGAUGGAUCUAAGAGCAAAGGAGAGAAUUAUCCACCGUCUGAUUCAUGGGCCUGGAGGAAGUACGGCCAAAAGCCCAUCAAAGGCUCCCCUUACCCAAGGGGAUACUACCGAUGCAGCAGUUCAAAGGGGUGUCCCGCAAGGAAGCAAGUUGAGCGAAGCCGUGUGGACCCCACAAAGCUCAUAGUCACCUACGCUUAUGAACACAACCACUCCCUUCCUUUUCCAAAAUCAAAUUCUUCCGCCGCUUCCGCCGCCGUAAGCGACGGCGCAGCCGUCUCGCCGAUAGAGUCCGCCGCCAGGUUCCCGCCGGAGGAGGAGAUGACGGUGUUCGCGACAGACUCCGACCUCGAACUCGCCGGCGACGCGGCGGUUCUGCUCAGCCACCACCACCACCACUUCGGCUGGUUCGAUGACGUAGCGUCCACCGGCGUCCUAGAGAGCCCGAUCUGCGGCGAGGUGGAUGACGUGGCGGUGCCGAUGAGAGAAGAGGACGAGUCGCUCUUCGCCGAUCUCGGCGAGUUGCCGGAGUGCUCGGCAGUUUUCCGGCGGAGGAAUAUUCCGGCGACCAGCGCGAUCCGGUGCGGCGGCAUCACAGGAUAACGCGGGUGGACCCUUUUUCUGUAGUCCCGCGUUGUUGCGUAGUGGUUAUAUUAUAUUAGCCGCCUGAAAAUCGUGGGCUAUUAAAAAAAGUUGGAAAAGUAAAGAAAUAAUUAAUUAAAUAAAUUAAUUUACAAUUCAUGGAUUUCUUUUUCUUUUUCUUGCGUUGUACAUUUGAAUAAACAAUUGAUUACAGCAAGCUACCUUCUUUUGCAGAAUUGAUCAGCCAUUGUUUU
Molecule: messenger RNA, 1275 nt
Organism: Glycine soja
Lineage: Eukaryota; Viridiplantae; Streptophyta; Magnoliopsida; Fabales; Fabaceae
Product: probable WRKY transcription factor 69
Exons: 3
Coding region: 251-1042 (263 amino acids)
Biological process (GO): regulation of DNA-templated transcription
Cellular component (GO): nucleus
Molecular function (GO): transcription cis-regulatory region binding; DNA-binding transcription factor activity
Source: RefSeq, a predicted model, not a curated record